GUACUUUUGCAGAAAAUGCAGUCUGCACCCUGCACAAAUCAAAAGUGCAUAGUCCCUCUUGAACAAACAUGAAAUAAUAAUUUUAUUUGCUUAGGUUUUUCUUGGCCUAAUUAUUGUUGAAUAUCGUGGUUUACAAGUCUAUAGCUUUACACAUUAUUCAAUUUAAUUCAUCUCCCAAUGGUUUGAGAUUGUGGAAGAGUUGUAUUACCUAAAAAAUACCGUUUUUCAAACUGUCUAAAUAGGUUAGAUUACCAUCCUGUUUAAAAUUGAAAUUGAAAUUUAGUAAUUUGAACAUCUACUGUUGGCAUUGGCGUUAGUUUUCAGAAUUCUAUGCUUGGUUCAAGAGAUCAUUGACUAACGUAGAUUUUUAUCUUCGGCACGUCGAGCUUCAACAAAAUGAGGAGUGAAAAGAAAGACAACAAAGCAAAAUCAAAUGAAGCUAUCAACGUACUGUUGAUACUAUUAUUCACGCUACUGUUGACAGUACCUCUAUGGCUGGGGCAUGUUGCCGUCUCCCGAUUCUUCAUUGAAGAUUAUGAAUCAAUAUCACCUGCAAGGUUAUUGGCAUCUAUACUUAUCCCUAUCCUAGUUGCAACAUACGGUCUUCGUAAGAACAGCCUCAGCAUCAGCGGGGCAAUUCUAGGUUUCCUAGUGGGGUUCAUCCUCACACUGAGCAGCUACUUAUUUUUCGCAUGUCUUCUCACGUUCUUCAUCACAUCAUCACGUGCUACUAAGUUUCGUAGUGAAAAGAAGAGGAAGUUUGAGAAGGAUUUCAAGGAAGGUGGCCAACGAAACUGGUUACAAGUUCUGUGCAACAGUGGGAUGGCGACACAGUAUGCUCUGCUCUACAUACUGGAUGCUGGUGUCGGAGAGUACUCCAUCGACUUUGACACCAACUACAGAGCUUCCUGGCUUGCUAUUGGAAUUCUGAGUGCGUUUGCAUGCUGCAAUGGAGAUACAUGGGCGUCGGAACUGGCUCCAGUGCUUUCAAAUGAGAAUCCCAGGCUGAUAACAUCUUGGAAAAAGGUUCCCAAAGGUACAAACGGGGGCGUGACAGUGGCCGGCCUGGCACUGAGCCUGGUGGGAGGCCUGGCAGUGGGCGUGGCGUUCUACGCGGCGCUCGUCUACACGGUCGACCCAAUAGUCUUGGCGCGCAGUCCGCCUCAGUGGCCCUGUGUGCUGUGGGCCGCUUUCGCCGGAUUAUUCGGCAGCAUUGUCGAUUCCCUGCUCGGUGCUACACUACAGUUCUCUGGAUUCGAAUCCCAUACGAAAAUGGUUGUGGAGCAUGCUGGGCCCGGAAUAAAACGCAUCAGCGGACGAAUGCUAUUGGAUAACCACAGCGUCAAUCUGCUCUCCUCAGUGAUCACAGCUCUAGUCGUGCCCAAGUUGGCUCACUGGUUUUGGCCUUAAUCAGUUCCUUUCAGUUCUCUGCUUAUAGCAUAGCUUUAAAAGUGGAUGAUCUCUGUCAACAACUAUCAUUCCCUUAUUUUUCAUACCAUUGAAAUACUACUUUGCAUGUA
Nilaparvata lugens (brown planthopper) is the source of this 1520-nucleotide messenger RNA. RefSeq names its product transmembrane protein 19. Gene Ontology annotation, cellular component: membrane. Bases 397 to 1410 code for a protein of 337 amino acids. NCBI's taxonomy places the organism in Eukaryota, Metazoa, Arthropoda, Insecta, Hemiptera, Delphacidae. The transcript is spliced from 8 exons. The record is from RefSeq and is a predicted model, not a curated record.